AUGUCUGAGCGGAAAGUUUUAAACAAAUACUACCCACCUGACUUUGACCCAUCGAAGAUCCCCAAACUCAAGCUACCCAAGGACCGGCAGUAUGUGGUGCGGCUGAUGGCCCCCUUCAACAUGAGGUGUAAGACAUGUGGCGAAUACAUCUACAGGGGGAAAAAGUUCAACGCGCGCAAGGAAACUGUCCAGAACGAGGCGUACCUGGGCCUGCCCAUCUUCCGCUUCUACAUCAAGUGCACGCGCUGCUUGGCCGAGAUCACCUUCAAGACAGACCCAGAGAACACUGACUAUACCAUGGAGCAUGGGGCCACACGCAACUUCCAGGCCGAGAAGCUUCUGGAGGAGGAGGAGAGGCGGGUGCAGAAGGAGCGUGAGGAUGAAGAGCUCAACAACCCCAUGAAGGUGCUAGAAAACCGCACCAAGGACGCAAAGCUGGAGAUGGAGGUGCUGGAAAACCUGCAGGAGCUGAAGGACCUGAACCAGCGGCAGGCCCAUGUGGACUUCGAGGCCAUGCUGUUGCAGCACCGCCUGUCACAGGAGCAGCAGAGACAGCAUCAGCAGGAGGAGGAUGAGCGUGAGACUGCUGCCUUGCUGGAGGAGGCUCGCCACUGUAGGCUUUUAGAGGAUUCUGACUCAGAGGACGAGGCUCCACCUUCCCGACCAUUGGCAGCUGCAAGACUCAACCCCAAGGCCAUCCUCGACAAGGUUCCAAAGGCCAAAAGGAAGGCAGAAGGCUUAGGCAGCAGGGCACAGCUGGCGUCCAUGGUUGUGCUAAAGAAGGUGAAGAUGGAAGCCAACGGGGACUCAGAGCAAGUCCAGGUGCCGGCCGUGGGUGCCCCGGAGAGCAGGAAGGCAUCUGACCCCACACCACAGACACCUGGUGCCUCCUCCCUGAGCCAGCUGGGUGCAUAUGGAGACAGCGAGGACAGUGACAGCUGA
This is a messenger RNA of Meriones unguiculatus (Mongolian gerbil), 942 nucleotides long. RefSeq names its product splicing factor YJU2-like. Lineage: Eukaryota; Metazoa; Chordata; Mammalia; Rodentia; Muridae. The coding region runs from base 1 to 942 and encodes 313 amino acids. The record is from RefSeq and is a predicted model, not a curated record. The transcript has a single exon. Gene Ontology annotation, cellular component: U2-type catalytic step 1 spliceosome. Gene Ontology annotation, biological process: mRNA splicing, via spliceosome.